Phacochoerus africanus (Common warthog) is the source of this 3182-nucleotide messenger RNA. RefSeq names its product BRF1 RNA polymerase III transcription initiation factor subunit (gene BRF1). Gene Ontology annotation, biological process: DNA-templated transcription initiation; transcription preinitiation complex assembly; transcription by RNA polymerase III. The coding region runs from base 51 to 2087 and encodes 678 amino acids. Lineage: Eukaryota; Metazoa; Chordata; Mammalia; Artiodactyla; Suidae. Gene Ontology annotation, cellular component: nucleus; transcription preinitiation complex; transcription factor TFIIIB complex. Gene Ontology annotation, molecular function: RNA polymerase III general transcription initiation factor activity; RNA polymerase III type 3 promoter sequence-specific DNA binding; TBP-class protein binding. The transcript is spliced from 18 exons. The record is from RefSeq and is a predicted model, not a curated record.
UGGAACCGGGGCCGGGGCUGGCGGGCGGGGGCCCGGCCGGAGCCGCCAGCAUGACGGGCCGCGUGUGCCGCGGCUGCGGCGGCACGGACAUCGAGCUGGACGCGGCGCGCGGAGACGCCGUGUGCACCGGCUGCGGCUCGGUGCUCGAGGACAACAUCAUCGUGUCCGAGGUGCAGUUCGUGGAGAACAGCGGCGGCGGCUCGUCGGCCGUGGGCCAGUUCGUGUCGCUGGACGGUGCUGGCAAAACCCCAACCCUGGGCGGCGGCUUCCAUGUGAACCUGGGAAAGGAGUCACGAGCACAGACCCUGCAGAACGGGCGGCGGCAGAUCCAUCACCUGGGGAACCAGCUGCAGCUGAACCAGCACUGCCUGGACACGGCCUUCAACUUCUUCAAGAUGGCCGUGAGCAAGCACCUGACCCGCGGCCGCAGGAUGGCCCACGUCAUCGCCGCCUGCCUCUACCUGGUGUGCCGCACGGAGGGCACCCCGCACAUGCUGCUGGACCUCAGCGACCUGCUCCAGGUGAACGUUUACGUGCUGGGGAAGACGUUCCUUCUUCUGGCGAGAGAGCUGUGCAUCAACGCGCCGGCCAUAGACCCCUGCCUGUACAUCCCCCGCUUCGCCCACCUGCUGGAGUUUGGCGACAAGAACCACGAGGUGUCCAUGACGGCCCUGAGGCUGCUGCAGAGGAUGAAGAGGGACUGGAUGCACACGGGCCGGCGCCCCUCGGGCCUCUGCGGGGCAGCGCUUCUGGUCGCGGCCAGGAUGCACGAUUUCCGGAGGACUGUCAAAGAGGUCAUCGGCGUGGUCAAGGUGUGCGAGUCCACGCUGCGCAAGAGGCUCACGGAGUUUGAGGACACCCCCACCAGUCAGCUGACCGUGGAUGAGUUUAUGAAGAUCGACCUGGAGGAGGAGUGUGACCCCCCCUCGUACACGGCCGGGCAGCGCAAGCUGCGGAUGAAAGAGCUUGAACGAGUCCUGUCGAAGCAGCUGGAGGAGGUGGAAGGGGAAAUAUCCAGCUACCAGGACGCGAUUGAGAUCGAGCUGGAAAACAGCCGGCCAAAGGCAAAGGGAGCCCUUGCCAGCCUGACCAAAGAUGGCUCCGCUGAGGAUGGCACGUCCAGCCCGUUUGGUGAGGAGGACGCCGAGGACGAGGAGCUGGAGGCCGCCGCCAGCCACCUGAACAAGGACUUUUACCAGGAGCUCCUUGGCAGUGGCAUUCCUGGCAGCUCAGAGGCAGCAGGAGGCCCCGAGGGGGGCGUCAGACCCCCCGCCCUGGAGUCCCUGCUCGGCCCUCUGCCCACAGCAGCCAGCCUGGGCAUCUCAGACUCCAUCCGCGAGUGCAUCUCCUCCCAGAGCCAGGACCCCAAAGACCCUUCUGCAGACGGCGAGCUGGAUCUCAGCGGGAUCGACGACCUGGAGAUCGACAGAUACAUCCUGAAUGAGGCGGAAACCCGCGUGAAGGCCGAGCUGUGGAUGCGCGAGAACGCGGAGUACCUGCGGGAGCAGCGGGAGAAAGAGGCGAGAAUAGCGAAGGAGAGAGAGCUGGGCGUCUACAAGGAGCACAAGCCCAAGAAGUCCUGCAAGCGGCGGGAGCCGAUCCAAGCCAGCACAGCUGGGGAAGCCAUCGAGAAGAUGCUGGAGCAGAAGAAGAUCUCCAGCAAGAUCAACUACAGCGUGCUCCGUGACCUGGACAGCAAGGGCGGCGGCGGCCAGCCCCGGGGGGACGCCGGGCCCCAGGAGAGGGCCGGCGCCAAGAAGCUGUCCCGGAGGAAGAGGCCCGCCAGCAGGAGCAGGGCCGGCCUGGUGACCAGCGUGGGGAAGAGGCUGAGGCCGAUGGUGUCCACGCAGGCGGCUAAGAAGGCGGCCGUUGGAGAGGCCUCGCCACCAGGUCCUCGCUCCCUGGCAGCUGAGCCCGCCAGGCCCACGGCGGUGGUGGUGGAGAGCGGGCCUGUGUCGUACCACCCCGAGGAGGACGCCGACGAGGAGGACGCCGACGAGGAGGACGCCGAGCCCUGCGUCAGCGCCCUGCAGAUGAUGGGCGGCAGCGACUACGGCUGUGACGGCGACGACGACGACAACUACUGAGACGGGCCCUCGCCGCCGCUGUGUCCUGGUGCCGGGCACCCCCCGCGGGUGUCUCACGCGGGACCAGGCAGGGCCUCUGGGGCCAGGGCUCAUCGGGGAGAGCGCCGGACUCUUGGUGACAAGCUGGGUGCUGCCCUGCAGCUUUGUCCGCAGCCACACGUGGCCGCCGUGGCCCUUGCCGAUGCGACCACGAUUUGAGUCACGUAAGGCGUGUUUCCGCCCAGCAAGGGCCGGGACCGGUGUCCGUGCGCCUGGUCAAACAGACGUGGGUCUCACAGCCCAGGAAGCCUUGCCGGAGGCGCCGUCCUGUCUCCGCGAGAGAACGAGCACCGGGCGGCCUGGCCGCUCGUCCUCGUGCGUGGGGCUGGCUGCCCUGCCCGCCCCCCGCUGUCUGAGAAGCAUUUUGCCAGCAGCCCUCCUUUUGCUGGUCCAGAACUGGUCCCGUGUCUCCAGCUGGAGUUCCCGGCCAGGCCCUUGUGCCCCCUGCCGCUGUCUGGGCCCGGAGACCACGUGGGUCGAUACCAGGAGCCCAGAGGCUGCCUGGCUCCAGCCCGGCAGCCGCUGAAUCGAGUCAGUCCAGCAUCCCUCAGCAGGCACGUGCACGGUGGCCCUGGGUGGCCUGCGUGGCCGGCCUGGGCCAGAGAGCUAUGCGCGAGCCAGCGUGCCAUCCUACACGGGGUGGUGGGCAGAGGAUCCUCGGGCUUGGCAGCCCUGCUCUGGACGGUUCCUGCCCGCCCCGAGCUGCCCGGGCUGGGCCUCAUCAUCGGAGGGCCCGGGGCCAUCUGGCCUCGGCUUGGGCGGCGCUGCCUGGAGGUGUCCAGGGAGGGGGGGGCGGACGCUCUGUCCUUCGAGGCCCCAGCCUCGGCCGCCCACCCUUAUGAUGGCAUAGCCUCGCCCCACUGUCUUCCUGGGGCCCAGCCCCCGCCCCCGUCUCCUGGGGUGGGCAACCCCCUCCCAGAGUGCACCAGCGUUGGCGGGCGGGGGUGGGGUGGGGUUUUGAGGUCUGUGGCUCUGCCCCUCAGCCUGGACCCAGGAGCCCCGGAAAGCUGGAGCGGAAGGUUGGUUUGGUCAAACAGAUUGUUACUUGAGCAGAAA